Molecule: messenger RNA, 1038 nt
Organism: Aureobasidium namibiae CBS 147.97
Lineage: Eukaryota; Fungi; Ascomycota; Dothideomycetes; Dothideales; Saccotheciaceae
Exons: 1
Coding region: 1-1038 (345 amino acids)
Source: RefSeq, a predicted model, not a curated record
AUGCCUCCUAGUACCAGACGCUUGGAGCGCAACACAUCAACUGCCAAGAUAACCUCACAUGCCACGAGCAUAACCCUGACCAAACCAUUCCCAUUUCUCGAUCUUCCAGACACAGUUCGUCAACGCUUCUACGAAUUGCAACUUGAGGCACCGCGUGGCUUCGUGCGCCUGUUCAGCAAGGCAGGUCCCUUGCGGCCCGACGCCAGAGUGACGCCUGCAAAGGUCAAAAUCAAUAUCAUGUUCACAUGUCGGCAAAUCUACCUGGAAGCCAUGCCUGUGCUGUAUCGCGUCAAUAAUUUCUGCAUCGCUCCUCUUCAACUUCGUGCGGACCAUUACUCACACGAUAGAGUUGUGGUGCAGAGCGAGAGACUAAUUCGCUCACUGCCUGUCAAAGGCCGAAACCUCAUCAACAAGCUCGAGUUGUGGCUCCCUAUCCCACCUCCCGCCGACGGCCGGGAUCCCACAUUUUCUGAAUGGCAGGAUAUGCGAUAUCUGUUUCCCGGCCUCAAGACUCUGACGUUCUUCUUCGACCUAAACCAUCAGCUCGAACGUUCAUGGUGGGCCCUUCCGGAUCUUGACUGCUGCGAGAAGUUCUACCAGCGCUUCAAGAGCAGAAUGCCCCAAGCAAGGCAGACUUACAUCGAUUUGAGGAUGCUUAGGCCAAGCCUGAUAGAAUGGCAGCCACUGAUCGAUACUAUCGAUAAAUUGUGGAAUGCUUCGACUGGCGAGUCUGUCCAUAUCACCCAAGACCUGCACCACGCAAACAAGCAUGCAGAGCAGAAGAAGCUUGUAGACCAGGGUCUGACCGAAGAAUUUGGAUCAAGAGCUUCCAUGCAUCAAGGUCUCAGCUACUGGCAGAUACGACAAAAUCAGGCGAUAAACGAGAAUUUAUCCCUGACCGACGACGAUACCGAUGAUGAGAUUGAGUGUUUCGACAAGUUUGAUGCUGGGCAGAUCGUGGCAAAGAAAAAGAAAAAGGUUGAAAGCUUAAGCCAGAUGAGUUUCGAUUUUGAAGAGGAAGAGGGUGCUUGGUGGUAG